AUGGCGCCGCUUGGAUUCCUCUCGCCCGGAGAGCUAGAGAAACACACGGACGCAUGCGCAGAAGCAGAGCCUGGCUCACUCUCUCCCCACCCUCGGGAGGGAUGGGCGGAAGUGACGUUAACGGAAGUCAGAGGCCGGCUCCUGAUAGUGACUGAGGCAGAAGAAGGUGAGAGCGGAGAAAGAGGAAAGAGGUGAAGUUUUCUACGCCUGGAAUUUAUUUAUUUAUUGGGGGGGGGGAUGUGGGUCAAAGGUCAGAGGAGGGGGAGAGUUGGAGUCAAGGGGGAAAUGAAUAUUCAUGACUUAAUGUUUACCAGAUUAUAUGUUUUAUUUUUUAUUUCUGUUUUAUUUUAUUUGGUUUUAUGAACUUAUAUGGGAUUUUUUGGGUUUUUUCUUUGGUUUUAUGAACUUAUAUUUAUUUUAUUUUAUUUUCUUUGGUUUUAUGAACUUAUAUUUAUUUUAUUUUCAUUGGUUUUAGGAACUUAUAUGUUUUAUUUUUUUCUUUUCUUUGGUUUUAUGAAUUUAUAUGUUUUAUUUUUAUUUUUAAUUUUAUUUUCUUUGUUUUUAUGAAUUUAUAUGUUUUAUUUUAUUUUUUAUUUUCUUUGGUUUUAUGAACUUUUUUUUAAUUUGGUUUUAUGAACUUACAUGUUUUAUUCUUUAUUUUAUUUUAUUUGGUUUUAUGAAUGCUUUAUUGGUUGCAAACUGUAUAGCAGAAAUAAUAAAUAUUAAAGACAAAAUAAGUACCUUUAAGUGAUACUUGUUUUGUACAUCAUUUUGUAAUUAAGUAUACUGUGACCUCCGAUCUUCCCAUUACGUUCCUGAAUUAAAUUCCUUAACUGUGCACUUAUCUCUUUUUCCCUCCAUGUUAUUUAACUUGCUUUGAAUCUUGUAAGAUUAUCCUAUUUACAUAUAGAAGUUCAGUCAAAACCUGCCAACGGAUUGAUAUUCUUUUACAUAAACUCUGUAUAUGUCCCACUCUCUGAUAGAUAACCUUUUCGUCUGUAACCUUGCUGAGACUCUCACCAGUUCAGCGUACUCUCUUAAUUUAUUUUGCCAGUCUGAUUUGUAUGGAGUAUCCUCUCCCUUCCAACCUUUUACGAUUAGAAUUCUGGCAGCAACUGUAGCAUACAUAAAGACUCUCCUGAACUUUUUUGAAAUUGUAUGUUAUAUAUGUUUUAUGGUGAUAUAUAGAUUUAAUUAAGGGACGCGGGUGGCGCUGUGGGUUAAACCACUGAGCCUCUUGGGCUCGCCAAUCAAAAGGUUGCCAGUUCGAGUCCCCACAACAGGGUGCUCGGUCCCUGCUCCUGCCAACCUAGCAGUUCAAAUGCACACAAAAAAGUGCAAGUAGAUAAAUAGGUACCGCUUUGGCGGGAAGGUAAACGGCGUUUCCGUGCGCUGCUCUGGUUUCGCCAGAAGCGGCUUAGUCCUGCUGGCCACAUGACCCGGAAAAACUGUCUGCAGACAAACACUGGCUUCCUCGGCCUAUAGAUCAUCUCAACCCUAGUGGUCCCUAGAUGUUGUUGGAUUACAACUCCCAUCACCCCUGAGCUCUGGCCUUGCUAGCUAGGGUGGUUUAGGAGUUGUAGUUCAACAACAUCUGGGGACCCACAUGUUGAGAAAUGCUGCUAUAGAGCGAGAUGAGCGCGCAACCCCAGAGUCGUCUGCUACUGGACCUAACGGUCAGGGGUGCCUUUACCUUUACCUUUUUUAAGGAUUUAAUUGAAGCACCAAAUGCCCCCUGCUGUGAUGACGUUUGUGACUUAUUUGUAUUAAGGUUCCUAAACUGACCUUAUUAAAAGCAGCGCCUUUAGGACUGGGAUCUUAAGUCCUUUCAAAAGUCCUCCAGGAGGGGCUCCAUGGUGGCAGAGCAGCCAGAAAGGCCCCUGGCUUACUCCCUGGUAGAUCCUCCAGGAAGGGCAGGGAGAAGAAGAAGAAGAAGAGUUUGGAUUUGAUAUCCCGCGGCCCUGCCGCUCUCAAAACCUUGGUGGAGCAGCUGCCAGAUAGUGUAGGCAGCGCUGACCCAGAUGCAUAAAUGGUCCGACUCAGGAGGAGGCAAGCUUCUCAUUUAUUUCCUGGCAGUUAGUAACUGGGUGGGGCCGGGUGGGGGCCUGUGUUAGUGGGGAAUGUAAUUAUGAGCAAGUUUUUGCUCCUUGCUUGCAAUGCUUUGCCACCCAACGAAGCUGACUAAGUUUCAGGGUGGGCAGAAAGAAGGACUUCGUCUCAUGGCACGUAGUUAAAGUUGGAAUCUGCUCCUACUGCAGACAGUGAUGGCCACCCACUUGGAUGGCUUCCAAAGAGGACAGGAGAAACUCUUAAUUUCAGUUUGAAUUAUCCUGAUCCUCUAUUCCCUUUCCCCUUUCCUCUUCUAUGAAGAAACCCUUUCUGGGACCCCACAUUUAAAUUCUUCCCUGGUCUCCUUGCUGGCCCUAGUAGGACCAACUUGGCCAAUUAGCCCUGGUGAUCAUUUGAUGUCUACUGACUGGGUUUUGUUUUCUUUUGUUUUUCCCAAAACGACCCCUGAAUUUUUGAAUUUUAUUGAUAUUGAUGCUGCAUUUUAUGUUGUGUUUUGUGCUGUUCUUAAGUCGCAUUUUGAUCAAUGUUUUAUAUUUGCUGUUGGCUGCCCUGAGCCUGGUUUUUAAACCGGGAAGGGUGGGGUAUAAAUAAAAAAUUAUUAUUAUAAUAAUAAUUAUUAAGAGGGUGAGGUUGCCAAGUCCUCUGCUGUCCCUCUCUAGUCAGAAGCCAGCAUCCCUCCGAAGCCCAGAUGCUGGGAGAACCUGCGAAGUUUGCGUUUCUCUUGCCAAACUGACUGGGCCAAUCUCCCUUGGCAGGUGUCGUCCCUUCUGGCCGCAUCUUGAUCAGCAAGAAGAGUGA
Messenger RNA from Podarcis lilfordi (Lilford's wall lizard), 2868 nucleotides. The record is from the annotation of a GenBank genome assembly. NCBI's taxonomy places the organism in Eukaryota, Metazoa, Chordata, Lepidosauria, Squamata, Lacertidae.